Xiphophorus hellerii (green swordtail) is the source of this 1237-nucleotide messenger RNA. Its product is annotated as GTPase IMAP family member 7. The record is from RefSeq and is a predicted model, not a curated record. Bases 100 to 1119 code for a protein of 339 amino acids. The transcript has 3 exons. NCBI's taxonomy places the organism in Eukaryota, Metazoa, Chordata, Actinopteri, Cyprinodontiformes, Poeciliidae. Gene Ontology annotation, molecular function: GTP binding.
CGUCUCCUCUGGAUGGAGCUGCUGCUCAUCUCUGGAGUCCAGCCUGAGUCAGCAGGCAGGAAUCAGGAAGUGUGAUCUAACGCUGGCACAGGAGCAGAGAUGGCAGCAUCCGGAACACGGUCCGAGCUGAGGCUGGUGGUUCUGGGCCCGAUCAAGCCGGGCAACAGAACCGCAGUCUGCUCCAUCCUGGGCGUGGAAGAGAGCCGGCGGGACGCCGAGGCUCAGGAAUGUACCAAACACAGAGGAGAAGCUGCUGGCAGGCAGGUCGUCGUGGUCUCCAGUCCAGCCUGGUACGACUCCGCCUGCAGCCCAGACGAGCGCAGGACCCACAUUUCCUCCCUCGUUGCCUCAUCCAGCCCCGGGCCCCACGCCUUCCUGCUCUGCGUCCCGGUGAACGAGCCCGCUCGCGAUGAGUCGAUGGCGCUGGACGCCCUGGCGAAGCUGUUCGGCCCCGCCGCCGUCAGCGGACGCACCGUCGUCCUCUUCACGCACACGGAGGAGCUGGGAGAGGACGAGACCCUGGAGCAGUACGUCGUCACGUGGCGCAAAGACCUCCGGCAGCUGGUGGAGAGGUGCGGCGACCGCUACCACACGCUGGAGAGCGGCGGCGGAGCGGCGGAGGAGGGCCGGGCCGUGGAGGAGCUGCUGGAGAAGGUGGAGGAGGCGGUGAAGGAGAGCGGAGGCAAACACCUGAGCUGCCCUCUGUACCGGGAGGCCGAGGAGCGGGUGAGGCAGCGGCAGACGGAGAUCGUCCGGCAGCGGAGCGCCAACUCUUCGGCUUCAAACUUGCAGCAGGAAGUGAUGGAGGAAGAAAUGGAAGCGGUCAGAGACGAGGCGGAGAGGAGCACCGGCGACUUCGAUUUGAAUCUGGAGGAUAUUUUCCCCUCUGAUGAUAAGAGCGUCUCGCCCUCCUCCUCUGCCCCUCCGUUGCUUCUGCGGGGCCUAUGGGAGCAGCUGGUGGACUGGGUCAGGUGGCUGUCCAGUCUGGUGAGGGUGGAGGCUCUGUUCGGAUCCCUGGUGGGCCUGUUCGUUGGGGGGGCCAUGGGCGGCACGGUGGGGGCCACUGUGGGGUCUGUGGCUACCGAAGUGAGCAGAAGGAAAACGGAAAAAACUAAAUGAGGGGCCAAUAUUAAAACAAAUAUGCAAAUUCACUGCUAACAGAGCUACAAAUAGCUGAACUGCAAAAACACAAAAUCUGACUUGAAAUAAAACAAAACUAACUUACAAGUAACUUUGU